Messenger RNA from Xenopus laevis (African clawed frog), 1542 nucleotides. It is a transcript of the gene calhm5.L, whose product is annotated as calcium homeostasis modulator protein 5. The transcript is spliced from 2 exons. NCBI's taxonomy places the organism in Eukaryota, Metazoa, Chordata, Amphibia, Anura, Pipidae. The record is from RefSeq and is a predicted model, not a curated record. The coding region runs from base 16 to 936 and encodes 306 amino acids.
GUGCACACUACAAACAUGGACACCAUUCAGAAUGUCCUCAAGUUUUUCACUGAUAAUAAGUCGGCCUUCGGUUACGGCUUUAUGACUCUUAUGACCAUCGGGGGUCAGCAGUUAUUUUCUUUAGUUGCCUUCAAGUGCCCGUGCAGUCACCUAAACUUUAUCUAUGGGUCUGCAUUCUUAUUAGGACCUGCGGUUCUUUUUUUUAUUAUUGGUUACUUUUUGAACAGCAGGACAUGGAAAUUAUUUACAGGAUGCUGUGUCAACCCAAAGCAAUUGUUACCCAGAAGAAACCCCUGCUACUGUCUCCGUAUUUUUAUUCAGAUCACCCUAAAUGCUUUGAUUCUUCCUGUCAUGUGGAUAUCUGUAGCUUUGCUCAAUGGAACGUUUUAUACCUGUGCUAUGAGUGGGUGGCAGGAUCAGGAGAACGGGCACUUUUUGUGCAACAACAAGUCAAAGCAUUGUUUCGAUGAGAUAUUUAAGCUGAGCUGUGACAAGGCAUCUAUCCCACCCGCUGAGUCAGAAGAAAUCUUGGCUCUGCUGAAUGCGCAGUCUCAGGUCCUUGGCUGGUGCCUCAUACUGAUAUCAGCUAGUAUCUCUCUGUUAUCUACCUGCUAUUUCAACUGCCGAUCUAAAGUAAGCUCACUGCAAAUGAAGUUCUGGAGAAUCUACAUUGAAAAGGAAAAAGUGAAAUUUGACGAGUUGGCACUAGAAUAUGCCACCAAACUGGCUGAAAGGAAUCUGAGAAGCUUCUUUGAGAACAAAGAACCAGAUCCCUUUGAGAUGCCCAGCAUCCAGGCAUGGAAGGAGGUUUCCUCUUUAUAUUCUUUCAACAAAGAACACCAUUAUUACAGUACUGUUCACAGAUUUGUUGAGCAUGGCAUAAGUGACAAAGGACAAGAAAUGAUUGACUUUGUGGAUGGACAUUCAACUGUGUAGCAAUCACUUAGAAAUCGGACUGCAAGAUACAGAGAGCAACCAUUCCACUGCCAACAAGUAUACAAAUAGUAAAAAAUGAAUGUACAUUUACAUAAUUAUGGAUUCAUCAUUUGCUACUGAAGUGUUAGUAGCAAAUAUUAUGGAAAACUGAUGCAGAGACUUCAUUCUAUUCCAAAUCAAGCCAACUCAUUACCAACCAGACUUAAAGGCAUUUAGGGAGAACAAAACCUCCUGUUGUGUUUUGUAACUGCAGAAAUGGGCGGCAGGUUUUGCGGCUGCCAUCUUCGGCUUUGUCACAUACUGUUUCUAACUCCCUGGCAGUGAAUGCCCAGCAGGAGCAUGUGCAAUGGAUGCAGAUCUGUUAUAUAUGAUAUAUUCCUGGUCAGUGAUUUCAGGUAAGGGGCAGAAACAGAAUGAGCCGUAGUAGAUAGCACCAGCUUCCAACCUAGCCGUGCUUCUCUGCAGUUACAUAGUUGAAAUGGGAGUCCAGGAGAAUUUUAGCUGCAGGCAGUGAUGUGGUUGGUGAGGAGGUGUUCAGUUAAAUAUGCACCUUGGGAUUUAGUGCAAUGACUAAUAUAAACCAAUACAUUGUUACCUUAGCAAUGA